AUGGCGAGUCCCAGCCAACGCGCCAGAGAACUGCGACGCAAUUCCACCGACGCCGAGCGUGUGCUGUGGCGUUUGCUCCGCUCCCGCGAUACGACUGCCCACAAGUUCCGCCGUCAAGCUCCUAUAGGGCGGUACAUCGUCGAUUUUGUUUGUUUUGAUCAGCAGAUCGUCAUCGAGGUGGAUGGAGGGCAACAUCAGCUCCGUAUCCAAUACGACCGUGCCCGAACUGAGUGGUUGGAAUCCCAAGGAUCCCAAGUUUUGCGGUUCUGGAACAACGAAGUUAUGACGAAUGAGGAUGGCGUGAUGGACAAAAUCCUGGCAGUGUUGCAGGGAAGGGGUUCACCCUCACCCUAG
This is a messenger RNA of Geodia barretti, 354 nucleotides long. The record is from the annotation of a GenBank genome assembly. NCBI's taxonomy places the organism in Eukaryota, Metazoa, Porifera, Demospongiae, Tetractinellida, Geodiidae.